Messenger RNA from Mucor velutinosus, 1128 nucleotides. RefSeq lists its product as uncharacterized. The transcript is spliced from 5 exons. Bases 1 to 1128 code for a protein of 375 amino acids. Gene Ontology annotation, molecular function: 4 iron, 4 sulfur cluster binding; GTP 3',8'-cyclase activity; metal ion binding. Gene Ontology annotation, biological process: Mo-molybdopterin cofactor biosynthetic process. Lineage: Eukaryota; Fungi; Mucoromycota; Mucoromycetes; Mucorales; Mucoraceae. The record is from RefSeq and is a predicted model, not a curated record.
AUGUUGAUCAACCAUAGCAUUUUAAGAGUGGGCUUGUCCAGUGCGCUGAAAAGAUCCUUCUAUAGCACUCAGGCAGCAGCUGUGAGAUUGGUUCCGGAUCUUGUCUGCCCAGAAGAAACCGAAAAGCAUGUUGUUUCCAAGCAUUUGGUUGACAACUUCGACCGUCAUCACAAUUACCUUCGUAUAUCCUUGACAGAACGUUGCAAUCUACGAUGCACGUAUUGCAUGCCAGAAGAAGGAGUACCAUUGACACCCAACGACCAAUUGCUCAACACAGAAGAGAUCCUACGUCUUGCCAGACUAUUUGUCAGCCAAGGCGUUACUAAGAUCCGUCUCACUGGAGGAGAACCCACCGUGCGUCCUGAUAUCAUUGAAUUAGUGCAACAUUUAGGACAACUCAAACAACAUGGAUUACAAAGCCUCGCCAUGACAUCCAACGGCAUUGCCUUGAAAAGAAAGUUACCAGCACUUGUGGAAGGAGGCUUGGACACCUUGAAUGUGAGCUUGGAUACGCUGGAUCCACAUUUAUUCCAGAUCAUGACUAGAAGAAAGGGAUUUGAUAAAGUGACGGGUGCGAUUGAUGAAGCUGUACGGCUAGGGAUGCCACAUGUCAAGAUCAACACUGUGGUGAUGCGUGGCAUCAAUGAUCAGGAAGUGCUGAAUUUCGCCGCUUAUACAAAGGGAAAUCCUGUCAAUGUGAGGUUUAUUGAAUACAUGCCUUUUGAUGGAAACAAGUGGAAUCGAGACAAGUUGGUACCUUAUAGAGAAUUGAUGGAUCGCAUUGAGAGCAUGUACGGUAUAUUAACCAAGUUGGGCGAUGGCACGAACGAUACGACCAAGCAUUACCAAGUGCCCGGUUACCAAGGUAAAAUUGGGUUCAUCACAUCCAUGACAGAGCAUUUCUGUGGCACAUGCAACCGUUUACGUAUCACAGCUGAUGGCAACAUCAAGGUGUGCUUGUUUGGUAAUGCCGAGGUGUCCUUAAGAGACAUGAUGCGCCAAGGGAAGACGGAUGAGCAACUAUUAGAGAUCAUUGGAGCAGCAGUGAAAAAGAAAAAGAAGCAGCAUGCGGGUAUGUUUGAACUGGCCUCAAGGAAAAACAGACCAAUGAUUCUUAUCGGCGGUUAA